CGCGCCUCCCCAGACGCUCCACAGCCCCGCGGAGCUGUUGUUCCCAGAGAGCAGAGCACAAUCAGACGGGCAGCUGGAUUAGACCCACAAAAGAGAAAGUGCUUUAAACCAGUCCCGCCGAAGCAGUUUUCUCUCUUUCUUUCAGUUUUUUUUUUUGGUUCCGCUGUGCUGCUUGUGGAGUUUUUUUUUUAAGAGUGUGUGUGAGUGUGUGUGUGUGUGUGUGCCGUUUCCGCGGUGGCGCUCAGACCGGGUAUGGAUUUACCACCGACGAGACGAGACACGCCGUCUGCUCCUCCAGCGAAGUUUUGACUGUCAGCGGUGCUUCUCGGUCCCGGCGGAGGGAAAAGGGCGCUGCGAGCCGCGGAGGCUGCCGGGACACAUGUGAGGACGUCCGGAGACACGAGCACCGGGGAUACCGGAGCGUGUGUUCGCUGCUCUGUCUCACAUCUCUCAUGGGGUGACCCACAACGAGCUCCAGAGACGUGACUGUAGGACAGGCGGUCUCCCUCCCGGCCCUCUUCCAGUCGUUUGUGGCAUGGACACUCCUCCGUGUGAAUGAGUCUUCACCAUAAAGCCACUGUGCUCUGCCACCCCGUCAAGAUGAAGAGCAAAUACUCCGAGUACUACAAUCAGACUCUGAUCACCGCAUACUAUGCCUAUGCGAAGAACAUGACCCCGCAUGAGAUGGAGGAGCACAUUAAGCAGAAGAAACAGCUCACCUCGCUCAACAUUGCCAUCGUGGUCCUGUGCACCAUCAUCAUCCUCGAGAAUUUGCUGGUCCUGAUCGCCGUCUGGCGCAACAAGAAGUUCCACUCCGCCAUGUUUUUCUUCAUCGGCAACCUGGCGUUCUCCGACCUGCUGGCAGGCUCUGCCUACAUAGCCAACAUCUUCCUUUCGGGCUCGAAGACUUUCAAACUGGUGCCUGUGCAGUGGUUCAUCAGAGAGGGCACGGUGUUCAUUGCGCUGGCAGCGUCGGUCUUCAGCUUGUUGGCGAUAGCUAUUGAACGAUACAUCGCUAUCACCAAAGUGAAGGUGUACGGUUCCACCAAAACAUGCCGCAUGUUUCUUCUGAUAGGGGCUUGCUGGGUGACCUCGUUCCUGCUGGGUGGGCUUCCCAUCAUCGGCUGGAACUGCAUCUACAACCUCCCCGAAUGCUCCACCGUUUUGCCACUUUACUCCAAGAAGUACAUCCUCUUCGUGGUCACCAUCUUCAGCCUCAUACUGCUCUCCAUCGUCAUCCUCUAUGUGAGGAUCUACCUGAUUGUACGCUCCAGCCACCAGGAGGCAACCAACUCACAAGCCUAUUCCCUUUUGAAAACAGUCACGAUAGUGUUGGGCGUCUUCAUCAUCUGCUGGCUGCCAGCUUUCACCAUCUUACUCCUAGAUACCUCCUGCAAGAUACAAUCCUGCUGGAUCCUCUCCAAAGGGAACAUCUUCUUCGGGUUUGCCACUCUGAACUCCGCGCUCAACCCUGUGAUCUACACGCUGCGCAGCAAGGACAUGAGAAAGGAGUUCCUGCGUGUGCUGUGCUGCUGGGGGGUGCUGCAAAGCGGGCGGCCCUCCGACCGCUGUCUGGUCCCUUUAAAGAGCUCCAGCUCCUUGGAACACUGUACCAACAAACACGAACACCAAAUGACACCCAUCAUGACAGACUGUACCACCUGCGUCUGAUCUGGUGCAAACACAUCGGACGGCUUAUGUGUGUGUGUAUGUGUGUGUGUUUGUGUGAGCGAGAGAGAGAGAGAGAAAGACAGCAAGUGUGCAUAAAAAAUUUAAAAAAAAAUCACGCUGUGAUGGAAAAGCCAGAUGUUAAGAGAGAAGCAAAGAUUGCAUGGGACAUAGAACUCUGAUGAGGCUGGGACAGAGCUGUCUGCUGAGACAGAUUACACAAUUAGAUUUUUCUAUAUACACAUAUAUUAUAAUCCAAAUUGUGUGAAAUCACAAUCAGCAUUCAAAUAAAUCGCACACGCAGUGGGUAAUCAACUUUUAGAUGUGAACAGAAAUGUGAAAAAAAAUAGCUUUUUCAUGGGUACUAUGAUUUUUUUUAAAUAUAAACCAACAUUUUCAUUUAUAUGCUUAUCAUCUUGUUCUCUCUGAACAUAUAAACCCCUAUUAAAAACCAAAACCAAAAAUAUAACGUACUUAAUAUCAUAGUUGUAUUGAGGAUUUGUUUUGACCUUUCAUGAACUGUUAUCAAUGCAAAGCUUGCAAAGUUGCACUUUGUAGAUUACUAGAGAGACUUCUGACCUUUGUGAGGUUUAACCACAUGACUCUCCUUUACCGUGAAACAGAUGCAUUCGACUUCUAUACAGAGCCAGAAGCAAUGAUCAACUUUGGUAUCCACUCCACUCCAGGGCUCCUCCUCAGAAUCAGGGCUAUAUAGUCUAUAUAACCUUGCAUUAAACCAUUUGAUAAACUAAAACAAACUUGCAUAAUCUGCUUACAUUUAUUGCAUGAAAUUCUAACUCAUUUGUAAGCUCUAGUGUGUAUCAUAUAUCCCAGCUCCAGCUUCCAUCACUAACACCACUCCUGUCACUUGUCCUAAUCUGUCCCUCUUGCUUUAUUGUUGUCUUUUGUAGGCACUGAUGGGUUUUUUUUGUUGUUGUUGUUUGUUUGUUUUGUAUUCAAUGACAGCUGUCCAGCAGCUUUGACCAAUGGGACUGAUGUCCUGACAGUGUUGUAGCAGCAAUGUGCUGUCUCUGUUUGUGCCUUCCUCUCGAGGGGGAAAAAGGCUGAAUGUAUGUAUGAAGUGUUCGGGGCGCACGUGCUCCAUUGUUGUCAGUAUUAUUGAUCAUCAGUUUGAUUUACCAAGUUAUUGACGAGCAGAGAGUGGAGUGAACAGUGUCCACCACUCUCACUGUGAAGUCCUCAAUAGCACCACGAACAAGAAUUAGUCGUGAACAUCUUGGUUUGAUUCGCUGGCCUGAUGCCAUCGUUUACCACAUCUCCUCUUCCCGAAGACGCCGUCAUCGCCCCUACAGAACGGAAGAAGAUCCGGUUUCUAAUGCACAGAAGAGAUCUGUCCUCCCGGGAGGUCAGCUUCGUCGUCCUCCUCCUCCUCCUCCUCUGACAUCCUACAACACACGACUUCCUACAGCUAUAGGAAGUCCUGCUUUUCAUUGUCCUGUUCCUGUUGUUCAGGGUUGCUCGAACCUUAUUCCCGUAGACACACAAUUCAAACUCUUCUCUCCGUCAGUGUUCGUUAGAUCGACUCUUUUUAGAUGGCUGAGUAAAAUUGGUGAAAAGCACUUUGGCAGCUUCAGUGAUGUUUGCUUUCCCACAGUUUUUUUUUUUUUUUUUUUUUUUUUUUUCCAGAUAGAGAGAUGUUUCAAUUGUAUGUGCUUAUGACACAAUUGUAUGUCUGUGAUUUUUUUUAUUAUAAAUAUAUGAAUAACUAUGUUUGUAAGUAUGUAUGUAUCUCUGUACAGUUUGUAUGAUUGUGUUUGUAUGGAAUGUCUCGUGUGCAAUAGCCUUGUGUCCCCAGUAGCACGCUGCCUGUGUUGAAUUGGUACAAUCUGAAACACUAAUGUAGGUACAUAAACGUUUUGUUAAUUGCAUUCCAGUUUUAUAAAAUAAAUGAAAUCCUGAC
Messenger RNA from Salarias fasciatus (jewelled blenny), 3589 nucleotides. RefSeq names its product sphingosine-1-phosphate receptor 2 (gene s1pr2). The record is from RefSeq and is a predicted model, not a curated record. Gene Ontology annotation, cellular component: membrane. Gene Ontology annotation, molecular function: sphingosine-1-phosphate receptor activity. Gene Ontology annotation, biological process: G protein-coupled receptor signaling pathway. The coding region runs from base 556 to 1671 and encodes 371 amino acids. The transcript is spliced from 2 exons. Lineage: Eukaryota; Metazoa; Chordata; Actinopteri; Blenniiformes; Blenniidae.